Molecule: messenger RNA, 1212 nt
Organism: Geodia barretti
Lineage: Eukaryota; Metazoa; Porifera; Demospongiae; Tetractinellida; Geodiidae
Source: the annotation of a GenBank genome assembly
AUGCGGCUCGUGGGAGUCACCGGGACGAAUGGCAAAACGACCGUCGCCUGGCUGCUCGACGAGUUCUUUCAUCGGGAAACGGCGGGAAGCCUCUACUGCGGCACGGUAGGGCACCGCGCGCGGGUGGGCGGCCGGCUCCUGGAACCCACCGUUUCGGGCCUCACCACCCGCGAGGCUCCCGAGUUGCAGUCCCUGUUGGCCACCGCCCUCGCUUCCGGCUGCCGCGCCGGAGCGGUCGAGUGUUCCUCGCACGGCCUCCGGCAGGGACGCCUCGCGGGCACCGUCUUCGAGGCGGCGAUCUUCACGAACCUCACCCGCGACCAUCUCGAUUUUCACGGCGGGUUCGACUCCUACUUCGAGGCCAAGCGGGAACUCUUCACGGAUCUGCUCCGUCCCGGCGGGACGGCGGUGGUCGGCUGGGAUGAUCCCUAUGGCGUUCGGCUCGCCGAGGACCUGCGGGCGCUUCGUCCCGACCUGAGCAUCGUGGGCUACGGGACCGCUCCCGGGGCCACGAUCCGACUCGGUGCGAUCCGUUCCGACCUCGACGGCACCCGGGUGACGGUGGAGGGUCCGGCGGGGGCUCACGAACUCGCGAGCCCGAUGCUCGGGCACUUCAGCGGCCUGAACCUGGCGGCGGCGUGGGGAGCGCUCACCGCCAUGGGGUUCGACGGAGCCCGCGUCGCCGAGGUCCUUUCGGCCAUCGCCGCGCCUCCCGGUCGCAUGGAGCGGAUCGGAGCACCCGGUGGACGGCGCCGGCUUCUGCCGGCGGUUCUGGUGGACUACGCGCACACUCCGGACGCGCUGGCCCGGGCCCUGGCCGCCGCCCGCUGCCUGGUGGGAGACGGCCGGCUGCUCGUGGUCUUCGGCUGCGGGGGCGAACGGGACCGGGGCAAUCGGCCGCUCAUGGGAGACGCCGCGGCCCGGCUCGCCGACUGGGUGACCCUCACCUCGGACAACCCCCGCGGGGAAGAGCCCGACGCCAUCAUCGCGGAGAUCCGGGUCGGCGCCGACAACCCGGCCCUCGGCGCCGAGGUGCUUUUGGAACCGGAUCGGCGGCGCGCCAUCGAGAACGCGGUGUCGGUGGCCGGACCACGCGACCUGGUCCUCGUCGCGGGCAAGGGCCACGAGACCCACCAGGUGCUCGGGGACACGCGGAUUCCCUUCGAUGACCGGCAAGUCGCCGCCAAUGCGCUGGAGCUCGCGCUCUCAUGA